AUGGCACAAAUAAACCCUUUACAAUAUCGUCCAAAUGCUUGCCCUUUAUGCUUAACUUGUUUAAUAUGCACGGAAGUAUAUGGCAAAAACUGUAUUUGUCCUCCUAAGGAACUGAAAUGGCAACGAAAGAGCAGUGAAUAUAAAAUUGAUUUCCGUCACAAGUCACUUGAUAUGGUUGCAGCCAGAAAACAAAAGAUAAAGUUAGACAAUGUAUUUGUCGAUUGGUUUUAUAGCAAUAUUUCACCAGACUUGGAAAUAUCAGAGGAUCAACAUGAUGCAAACGUUUGCAGAAAAUGUAUUAAUAAAUUUGAUUAUUACAAAAAAACAUUGAAUCAACCAAGGAAAAUUAAAUCUAGAUCGGAUUUGGGUAGUGAAAAAAUAAUAAUUGAUUUAGAUAUUAAUGAAGAUACCGUUGGUGACAUUUGUACCAUUGAUCUUACUAAACAGCUUCCAUUAAAAACAUUAUCAUCACAAGAUCUUAAUAUACCUGAA
Funneliformis mosseae is the source of this 492-nucleotide messenger RNA. The record is from the annotation of a GenBank genome assembly. NCBI's taxonomy places the organism in Eukaryota, Fungi, Glomeromycota, Glomeromycetes, Glomerales, Glomeraceae.